Messenger RNA from Lates calcarifer (barramundi perch), 6058 nucleotides. RefSeq names its product failed axon connections homolog, metaxin like GST domain containing b (gene faxcb). The transcript is spliced from 6 exons. Lineage: Eukaryota; Metazoa; Chordata; Actinopteri; Centropomidae. Gene Ontology annotation, cellular component: cytoplasm. Bases 1163 to 2410 code for a protein of 415 amino acids. The record is from RefSeq and is a predicted model, not a curated record.
UAAGAACAAGACAAGUAAAAAUUAUCUUAACUCAAGGUCCACUUUCUAGUACUUUCAAAACUUUCUGAGUAUUUUUCAAACUAGUGUUAAUGUGGUUCAGAAAGAGCUUUCACGCUAACAUAAAGCAAAGCGUUUGCGGAGAUUUAUCCAGAGCUAAGUGAGAGAUCUAUAGAAAAUGAAACAAUAUAAUUCUUUAUUUACAAUGUAUAAUGUAAACAGACAAAACAUUUAAACUGUUUUGGAAAAGGCCAGAUAUUAUAGUACUGAACCUGCUUGUUUGAACCUGUUAGAAUAAGUAAAUAGAGUCUGCGGGCCUUUGGACGAAAAGGCAGCUCUGAGCAGAGACAAGCAGCAACAUCCAGUUUGAACAUAUUAACAUUUAAAGCUGAAAAACGGAUCAGUUACUGAGUUGGUUGAGUUGAGAUAUGAUUAAUCAUUUGAAUAAUUUACCAUAUAAAAUGCCAAAAAUGAACUGGUUUCAGUCAAUGUGAUAAUCUGUUGCUGUUCUUUGUGUUAUAUGAAUAUCUUAUUAACUGAUCUAUGAUUGUCAUUGUGUUGGUGUUUUUAACUUAAAAUGUUCUUCACUAUUCUCUCUUAUUUUUUACAGACAAAAUAAUCAGGAAAUAAUCUGCAAUUUAACUGAUACUGAAAAUAAAAGUUUAAUAAAAGUUGUACCAUAAUAAGUUAAUUUAUAAGUAUGUUAGCAUUCAACCAUUAAGAGGAGGAGUAAGUGACAGUUACAGUGGAGAGCCAUGCAGCCUGUGCUUCAGUACUUUAUAAUAGCUCUAAGGAGGUUCACUAAUUUAACAGUGGAAAGAUCUAAAGAUGUCAAUACUGCUUACAGAGCACUGGACAAAAACAAUCACAGUUCAUUGCAACACAACCCCGAAAGGAAAUUUAUUUUGAAAUAUUUUGGCCGGAAGUUCCAUUAUUGUGUUUCUGACUGUCUUGACGUUGCUCUCUAAAACCUGCAAAGGAGAGCGGAGUGGCUGCUGAGCAUCAUUCUGGAGAGUGGUGUGGAAAUGUUUAUUCCCUCUGAUCAUCUGUAGGAAGAUUAGCCACACCGCCGCCAUGCCGUAGACAACCCGCCGGGCGUUUAGAUGAAGCCUAACGGGGACUGCAGCAGGGAGGAAGCGGGGUGGCUGUAACCGAGGGAGGGAGGAUGUACUGGGCUGCUGGCUUCGCCUCUUCCCGGCCGUGUGUGGUUGAACUCGGGCGGAAUCACAGCCUGCCCAUCGGGCUGUGCGCCUCCGAGCAGCAGCAGUCUUUAUAUGGCUACAUCAUUGCCUUCCCGUUACAGGACUACGGAGGCAUCAUGUCUGUUCUGGGCUCGGACUCCUGGUGGAAGAAGACCCUGUACAUCACCGGGGGGGCCCUGCUGGCUGCUGCAGCCUACUUACUGCAUGAACUGCUCGCCAUCAGGAAGGAGCAGGAGCUGGACUCUAAAGAUGCCAUCAUCCUCCACCAGUUCUCCAGACCAAAGAACGGUGUGCCCAGCCUCUCACCCUUCUGCCUCAAAAUAGAGACGUACCUACGUAUGGUGGAUCUGCCCUACCAGAACUACUUUGAUGGGAAGCUGUCGCCGCAGGGUAAGAUGCCCUGGAUCGAGUACAACCACGAGCAGGUUUCAGGGUCAGAGUUCAUCGUGGACUUCCUGGAGGAGAAGCUCGGUGUCAACCUCAACAAGAACCUCACCCCGCAGGAGAGAGCCGUGUCCCGAGCCGUCACCAAAAUGGUUGAGGAACACCUCUAUUGGACGAUAGCCUACUGUCAGUGGGUAGACAACUUGGAGGAAACCCAGAAGCUUCUUGCGAUGAGCGGCCCUCUGAGCGACACACUGAAGUGGCUGCUGAGCCACCUGAACGGCAGCAUGGUGCGCAGAGAGAUGUACGGCCACGGCAUCGGACGCUUCUCCAAGGAGGAGGUUUACGCUCUGAUGGAGAAGGACAUGAGGACACUGGCCACACUGCUGGGAGAUAAGAAAUACUUUAUGGGCUCUAAGAUGUCAACAUUAGACGCUACAGUGUUCGGGCAUCUAGCGCAAGCUAUGUGGACUCUGCCUGGGACACGACCAGAACAACUCAUCAAAGGAGAGCUGAUCAACCUGGCCAUGUUCUGUGAGCGGAUGCGGAGGAGGUUCUGGCCCGAGUGGUUUGUGGAGGUGGAGGAUCUUUAUUAUGAUGGAGACAGUGAGAGCAGUGGCGGCGGCUCCCCCACAGGCCUGCUGGACUUUGGCCUCUUCUCCAGGACUGACACUCUGGAUGACAGCGAUGCCAGCAGCCACUCAGCCGGACACACGCACACACACUCCCCCGACUCCGACCACUCGCUCUUUGACUCGGACGUGGGUACAGGGUCUGACAAUGACAUUCAGCUUAAGGAGGAGUUAAUGCCAGACUUGGAGGUUUGACCUGAGAAUGGCUGUGAUUGGCUGACAGACUGAGACUGACAGGAGGCUGGAACAAUAGGUUUUGUUUAAUAAACCUGGCUGAAAGAGCCUGUCCAGACAACAGCUCUCACAGCUGAAGAAACUGUUCCAGCUGCUCCACCUCCAAUACCCAACAUGUUACAAUUUCCUGAUGGACAAACUGGGUAUUUAUAUGCAGAGCAUACAAACUUAACCUCAUAAUGCAUAUGCUACUGUACUGUCUGUCCCCUCCCAUAACGUCAGAACUGCCCCUGUGGCGGUUUCUCUUUGCCUUAUUUGUUUCGUCCUAAGAUGCGGAAGCAGGUGUGAAAGGUUAACGCAACAGAAACAUCCCAUGAAAAGUGCGGCAACGACAGAGGAGCGUUGUAGAAAAGACAGGUGGCACUUCACUUGCUAUGAAAUGAUGCAACUAAUCACCACUCUGCCAUGUGUCUUAACGCACAAACCCAUUCAGACAGGUGGAGAUUGAUCAUGUGGCUAAAAGGAACAGCUGUUGUGCCUCGGCUAUUAACCAUCCAUGUGCUGAGGAGGAAACACAGUUGACUCUGAGUGCCAGUUCGUGCCCCCAGAUUUAUCCUUAUGUAAUUUCCUUUGCGCUACUCAAUGUGGGAAGAAUCAGUAUAAAAAAAUGAUGUGUCUCAAUCAGACCACAACCCUAGAUCCACAUGUAGGCCUACUGAAUACGAGUCAGGAGGAGAAGAUGAGCAGAUUUGUGCCUGUUUAAUUUACUGGCUAUCGACCGUCAUUCUCUCCAUUAAUUAAGUAUUUUUUUUACGUUGUUAUUGGUGAGCUUGGACUUUUUGGUAAUUAAUUUCAGCAUCCUUCAAGCCUGCAGUUGUUCCAUUUGACCACUAGAUGGAGUCAGCAGUCAGCCUGAUAUCUUCUUCAUUCUGUAACAUCAAGGUUAUUUCAUCCUCAGGACCUGCAGCAGAUUCAACACAGCAAAUUAUCUCUCCUUCAGUCCUAAACUUCAAUAUUGUGGUUCCCAUUCAUGGGAAGCCUAUCAGUAUGUGUGUAUGUGCGAGUGCAUGCAUACCUUGCAUGCAUACUGUGGCUGAGCACAGCAACAAAUCAGCCUUAGUGCUCAGACUCAAGGGUGACAAUACUCUUUACUCUUCUAAGUUAUUAUCAGUGCCACUUGAUUAUUAUUUUCUUUAAAUGAAAUUAUGUGUCAAAUAUAUCUAUUUUUUGUUAAUCUUUGUUUUAUUAUUUCUCUCAAAGAGAGAUGUUAUUUUGCACUAGUGGAAAUUUAUUUUCACCUUAUUUCAGAGGGAGCAGUCUGCUGGGGAGGCAGAGAGGAGAAUAGGCCAAAUGAAUGGGAAACAUAAAUGUGUAUAUCAGUGAUGCAGGACGCAGAGUGUUCAAAUCAUGAUUGUGCUGUGAGGGGACUGUGCUGCUUAUGUUGGCUGUGUAUGUGAAUGUUACUCUGUGUGAAUGUCAUCAGUGAAGCAGCUGAUGAGAAACCAUCAUAAUACCAAAUCAAGCUGAACUGAUCAUCCCUACAUGAGUUACAAAAUGGACCAAAAUGUGUCAGGAAGUGUUCACUUUUGUCUGUUGUGUUAAGCUUGGUAGAAGUUCUUGUAAUGGCAAUACAGUACGAUGGCUGUAAAAAGAUUGUGGUGCAUAUAAAGUAGAUGUGACUUGACUUAAAGGAUCACUUCACCCAAAUUACAAAAACUAUUUUCUCAUGAACCUGUAGUGGCAUCAAGCCAUGCAGACAGUUUUAGUUUCAUUUCCCCAGGUUUUGCCUCCAUCCCAAUGCAAUAGAGGUGAAUGGAAUUUCAUUUGUGGUGCUCACAGCAUUGAAUAAUGAUAUUUUAAAAAUUAAAAUUCAGCAUGCAGCAUCUCUUUAGAAUUCCUGUUACUCUGGAUAAUAAACAGAGCACGCUGUCAACAGUUUUCACAUGGAAUAUUUCUUCAGUAGAAAGCCAAUGAAAACUGUUUAGAGUAACGCUGUCAUAAAGAAAUUACAUUUCAGUGAAUGAUAAGUAACAUGUAAAUCAUUCAGCCUCACUUGAGUGGCAAGCUAACACAGGACUUUGGAUUUGUUGGUGUGGUAACAUUACUGUAAGGCAGCAAACAGCUUUGCCUUUACCCAUAUGCUUUCUAUCAAUGGUAUCAAAUCCAAAAUGAUUCCACACAUUACUUCUCAGAUGGUUUGAUGUUACCUUUAUCCAUUUGGCACAGUUCCCAAGUGUACCUUCAGGGCAAUAAAUCAGAGUGACAGUGAAUUUUAUGAGCACACCCUGCUGCUUAUAGUCUUUACUGUGACAUGCAUUUAAUGUUUUAAAAAGCUACUAAUUCAGGUGGAGACAUUUAGUCAAACAUGUUUUUCCUUAUAUGAAGGGAAGAAUUUCAAAUAAAAAGUGCCAGCCUCAGUUCCCAGUGAGGUCUGUAGAUUAUUUAGACUAAUGGGGACAUAGCUUCCAUAACAAGAUGUUUCUGUUGAAUUAUUUAAAACUGCUACAAUCAGAAUUUUUAUAUUAAUAACGGACCAAAUAAUUAUAUGUAAUGUGAAAGGGUUCACUCAUAGCAACAAAUCCACAGAGAGUUAUCACCAAUUCUGCUCAAUUAACCUCAGCUCUGUGAAGCGCUUUAGUAUCUUUGACCUCUUUGUCUUGGUAUUUUGGGCCUGCAACUUUACUGUUUUGGUUUGCUGUCCUCAGCUUUCUUUACAGAUGUAGCAAGCAGCUGUAUUCAUUGAAAAAGCUCUGAUAAAUCCACUCUGUGCUACCUGCUCAGCACCAAAUGGCAGACAGACAAGUUAGUGUCCAGCUAGAGAGCAUAAUGAAGCAUUUAGCAGCUAAAGAGCUGGGUGUUUCCCUCAGGAAUCGGUAGAGAGCAAAACAGAGAUAAAAGGAGGUUGAAUAUAUGAGUUAUAUUCAACAGGUGGACAAAAACACAACUACAGAUGAAUGCUAUUGUUGCUCUGUGUUUAACAAGUUCACUUCAAAGGUGAUAAUAUGCUAGUGGUGUGUUUACAAUUUGUUCUGAUGCCACCAGGUGGCCAUAAGCAGUCCAUGCAGAUUUAAAUGUUGUUUUUCACUGGUGUGAGGACCACUAACAAAUUUUUACUCACUUCAAUUUUAUUGGGAUACAGACAGAAAUCUUAAAAUCACAUUUUACUAAUAUCUCUAAACCUGAACACAUAGAACCUGGACUGUUUUCAUGGCUACGUACCACUUUGAGUAACUGAAAAGAUGUGAUCCUUUUGUAGUAUGGGUGAACAUACCCUUUAAAAUGAAGAGCCUAAGUGGAUGAGUUAGUGAUGGAGGCCAGAGUCUGAUCCAGUGACGAAGGCUCUAGAAACAACUUUCUUCUAUCAUGUCGGGCUGUGGUCUGCGUCCCGACCUGCCCUGACCUGGGUUGUGUACUUUUCAGUUGCCUCACCCAGUCUGGGCAUCAUAUACAGUUGGACUGCUUUAAUCAAGCCAUAUUAAAACUAGAAGUCUUGUUAUUUCAAACAUGUCAUAGCAUUACUGCUGGGGUAAUGUAAAUAUUGUAUGUGUGACAAAGUGUAUCAUACUGUAUGUAGAGCUGACUGACUGAUCAAACUACCUAAGGAUGUGCAGUCAUCAAAACUGGAGCGACUGGAUGAUUUCAAUAAAGAAUAGCUGUGACAAUUUUAAA